AAUAAAUGUCCGAAACAAACACAAUGGGUUAGGGACGGACCAAAGACCAGCCGCACAUCAUCUUCCCCGUCCCAUCAUCAUCAUCAUCAUCGCCCCCAACACCGAGAGACGACCAGCAAGAAUUUUCAUGGGCGAUGAUGGUGAGCAGCAAGAAGGUCCCCAGAAGAACCUCAAGAACUACUGGGGCAACACCCCCGAGGAGGAAGACGACUACUUCGAGCAGCAAGGCGUCCGAGGCGCCAGAUCCUUCCACACCUCGCCGCGAGGCCUCGCCCUCUUCACCCGGUCGUGGCUGCCCUUGCCCUCCUCCCCGCCCCCUCGCGGCGUCGUCCUGAUGGUCCACGGCUACGGCAACGACGUCACCUGGACCUUCCAGAUGACCCCGAUCUUCCUCGCCCAGAACGGCUUCGCCUGCUUCGCCUUCGACCUCGAGGGCCACGGCCGCUCCCAGGGCCUCCGGGCCUUCGUGCCCGACGUCGACCUCGUCGUCGACGACGCCAUCUCCUACUUCGAAUCCAUCAAGAACGACCCUCGGUUCCAGGGCUUGCCCCGCUUCCUGUACGGGGAGUCGAUGGGGGGCGCGAUCUGCCUGCUGAUCCACUUCCGGGACCCUCUCCGGUACCAAGGCGCCGUCCUGGUCGCGCCCAUGUGCAAGAUCUCGGACAAGGUGAGACCCGCUUGGCCGAUCCCGCAGGUCCUCUCCCUGGUCGCCAGGGUCAUGCCCACCCUGCCAAUCGUGCCGACAGCCGACAUCAUGAAGAAGUCGGUCAAGGUGGAGGCCAAGAAGGUGAUUGCGGAGAUGAACCCGUUGAGGUACAGAGGGAAGCCGAGGCUGGGGACCGUGCUCGACCUCCUGAGGGUCACCGACUACCUGAACCGGAGGCUGGGCGAUGUGAAUAUCCCGUUCAUCGUGUUGCACGGGAGCGAGGAUGCGGUGACUGACCCGGAGGUGAGCCGGGCGCUGUACCAGGCGGCCCGGAGUGAGGACAAGACGAUCAGGAUCUAUGAGGGGAUGAUGCAUUCGUUGCUGUUCGGCGAGACGGAGGAGAACAUCGAGGCAGUGCGCAGGGACAUACUGUCUUGGCUGGGGGCAAGAUGCGAGGGCAGAGGAGCAGGGAGUUCAUGAUGUUGCAAAUGAAA
Messenger RNA from Rhodamnia argentea, 1140 nucleotides. Its product is annotated as caffeoylshikimate esterase. The record is from RefSeq and is a predicted model, not a curated record. Gene Ontology annotation, cellular component: membrane. Gene Ontology annotation, molecular function: lipase activity. Bases 128 to 1126 code for a protein of 332 amino acids. NCBI's taxonomy places the organism in Eukaryota, Viridiplantae, Streptophyta, Magnoliopsida, Myrtales, Myrtaceae. The transcript has a single exon.